Molecule: messenger RNA, 1257 nt
Organism: Ochlerotatus camptorhynchus
Lineage: Eukaryota; Metazoa; Arthropoda; Insecta; Diptera; Culicidae
Exons: 2
Coding region: 1-1257 (418 amino acids)
Molecular function (GO): catalytic activity
Source: RefSeq, a predicted model, not a curated record
AUGAGUAGUGGAUGUCGCAAUCAUCUCCGACCCGUACCGUGUCCCAUCCGGCAACGAGAAUUGGGUCACGGACGCGUUGGGGAUGGCAGCGAGGAGUUUGUGAUCGCCAGGGUCAAUGGAGUAUAUCUGAAUAGCUGUUAUGCUCCGCCCAGGAGGUCCAUCGAGCAGUCCUCGCAGAUGGUGGACAGACUCACAGCGGUACUUGGCGGCCUAAGACCGGUGGUCAUUGCGGGCGACUUAAACGCAUGGGCGGUGGAGUGGGCCAGCCACCACAUCAACCAGAGAGGACGCAUCCUACUGGAGGCAAUGGCCAAACUGGACGUUGUACUAGCCAACACCGGUUCGGUCAGUACCUACAGAAGGAACGGUGCAGAAUCCGUCAUUGAUGUGACGUACUGCAGUCCGUGUUUGGAGGGAAAUCUACACUGGAGGGUCGAUGAGGGUUACAUCGACAGCGACCAUCAGGCGAUUCGCUACAGUGUGGGGCAAGACGUCUUGAGCGAAGCACUGAGGUGGGAGCGAAUAACCCCGGAUCUGACGGGGGAAGAACUGGUAGCAUCGCUGACAAGGGCGUGCGAUACAACCAUGCCUAGGAGAGCCUAUCCCAGGCAUGACCAUAUACCGGUGUACUGGUGGAGCGAGUCGAUUGAUAUCCUCAGGGCGUCUUGUCUCCAGGCAAGAAGGAGGAUGCAACGGGCUCGUACGGCCAAAACUCGCGAGGAACGCCGAGCGGCUAAGGCGGCCCUCAACAAAGAGAUCGCCAGACGCAAGCGCGCGUGCUACGACAGCUUAUGCCAAAGCGCUAACAUGAACGCCUGGGGGGAUGCCUACAAAGUGGUCAUGGCCAAGACCAGUGGCGUGGCGGCACCUCCGGAGAGAUCUCCGGCGAUGCUGGCGUCGAUCGUUGAGUUCUUGUUUCCACGUAGGGACGUUGACUCCUGGCCGCGGGGUAUCUCAGUCGCGGAACAAAAAGAAGUGUCUAGAGUGACAAACAGUGAACUGAUUGGCAUUGCCAAGUCGCUGGUGGUGGACAAGGCCCCAGGCCAGGAUGGGAUCCCGGUUGUGGCUCUGAGGGCGGCCGUUGCAGAAAAUUCAGACAUGUUCAGGUCUGUAUUUCAGACCUGUCUGGGAAGGCAUCUUCCCAGAUGCGUGGAAGCGGCAGAGGCUGGUGCUUCUCCCGAAGCCAAGGAAACCCCCUGGGGACCCGUCAGCAUACAGGCCCAUCUGUUUGCUGGACACAACUGGCAAACUGCUUGA